AUGUACUUUGAAGAUGCGCUUUGGAUGGAGGACACGUUUUGGAAAAAUGCCAUCGGAACUUCUUACUUGACGAUGGGUACUGAACGUCUGAAAUUUCGAAAAUUCAAUCAUUUAAAUUCGAAAUUGUGUCUACUCUUAUCACUAAAACUCGAAAAAGUCUAAUUUCUCUGCGAUCUCUGUUUUUUCGCCACUCUCUCGUGUUUGCUCAGUAUUUUUAUGUUCGUAUGACCUAGCCAGUGAGAGAAAAGAGGGUCCAGACGGGUCAGAAAAAUCUCAUAUCCUGGCGAACGAAUUAUAGUUUUUUUUUAAAGGCACAAGGCCAAGAGGCUCCUAAGAAAGAAAAUAUCCAUUUUAUUGUUUUUUUUUUCGCGGUUAAAAAGUAAGAAGAUUACGGUAAGCAUUUUUGUACACCGAUCCUUCGUGGAACCAAGUUUUUCUCAAAAGAUUAGGAUUUUUCCUUUUUAUACUUCAAAUCGCAUAUCUCUCAGGGGAAAUGCCGUUAUUUUGAUGAAAAUAUAUUCCAGGCCUUUGCGGGAUUUCGAUGAACCUGAUGAUCGUCUCAAUAAUCCCAGAAAUCGGCGAAUUUCUAUCCCGUCCUCUGGCUUUAUUGGCUUCUUGCCAAUUAUUUAUUUCGAUUGUUCAAUUGACGGCUGUUUUCAUUCCAGUUCCUUAUAUGAUUGGUGAGCUUUUUAAUUAUUUUUCAGCCGAAGAAUUAAUUUUCAGCCACCAAUAAACCUUACUUCCUUAAUGAAAUAAUCAUCAAUUUUCCUGGCUCAAUACUGCUGACAAUGCAACUUGCAUCGUUGCUUGUACAGGUGGGAUAAUUUUCUCAGGGUAAAAAUAAUACAAAAAGAGGUUGAAAGACGAAAGCAUUUUUUGCAAAAAUGAAAAACGCGGAAAGGAGUCGAACUCGCGACCCGUUGAGGAAGAAUCGGGCGUCUUACCAGCUGCGCUAUGAGAACAGAGGCAUUGUAGGGCUUGAAGCGCGCCAUAUACCUCCUUUUUUCUCCUAUUCUCUUCAGACUUAAGCUAUUUUUCAUCUUAAAAAAAGGUUUUCAGUUCUUCUCAACUGUAUAUCGGAACCUAAGCGUCCUAUCUGAAAAUAUAUGGUAUGAAUUUCCAGCCUCUACUCAUUUUUGAAUUCAAUUUUCAGUGAAAAGCUCUUCCACGACUGGGUGGUCUAUUUAAUGUUGGCGAUUUCCAUAUCCUACCCAAUUUAUCACGCCGCCAGCCUUUCAAUCGAAACCACGUUUGUCGAAAUUCUACUUCUCAUAAAAUGAUUUUCAUUCAGGAUUCAUAGAUUCUCAUUAGAAACGCUCGGAUUUUCGAGGUCCGAAAUUGAAAUCAUAUCAGUUAUCACGUUCGUCGCCGUUGUGGCUCUAUUCGCUCUCAUGUUCUACAUUCUUGCUUUUUCUGAUCUCAUUUACAGGUGAAUUGAUUUUGAGGUUGAAAAGUAGAAGUUUGGGAAAAAAAAAUGAAGGGGACAAUCCGAAAAAAAACUGCUGAAAAGCCUCAAAAAAAAUGUAGUUUUUGUGUUCUUACUUCCAAAUAUUUUCCAUUAACCUACAUUGAAACUCAGUGGACGCAUUGCGAAUGGCUCAAAGCGUCGCGGUCGCGUUGCGGUUCUAAGUCGAUUUGGGACUGUGAAGCUUGUUUCAAUGCUUUGCGAUGGCUCAGCGCGCAAACCGUUUUGGGUCGGGCGAACCUUAAAAAAGCAAUUUUCUGACACAUAGCCAUUCCACAUGCGACCAUCUGUUCAUAUCGUUUUUGAACUCAUCAAAGAGAAAAAAAUCUUCUAUUUUUUUGACUGUUUAAUGCAUAAUUUUGAAAAAAAUCCAGCUUCAUCAGGAAAAAUAUUGCUUUUUCUGAUCCCCUUUUUGAUCCUGAAGCAUACUGUUUGAAUAAAAAAAUCAAUUUUUAUUAGAAAAAAAUAUUGGUUUCCAGAACCCUUUUCGAUCCUGACGACGGCGACGACAAGGAGUCUUCGACGUGUUCCGAACUGGCGACGACACUCGCCUUCCUCGUCAGCGACGUCAUCUACUCCUUCCUCAUCUGUCUUCCGAGAAUCUUCGACCCUUGGCUCCAGUCUUUCGUCAACGUCUUCGCCGUGGCUCUCUGGCCGUCCGUCACCCUCAUUUCCUACGAUUUGCACGUUCAGGCGGUUGGUUUUUUUUUUCAAACCGCAUUGCCGAUAGAAAUAAGAUCACAGAGAAGUCAGACAGUUGAGAAAUUCCAAGAAUGGAAUAUAUUGACCAUUUGGGAAUAAAGGCCCAAAAAGUAGCGAUUAGUUUGCUCCACUGAUAAAAAUGCGCCUUUUCUUCAAUUUUCCUAUUUUUUGCGUAGUUUUCGUGUUACAUAGUACUAAAGGAGCAUUUUUUUGAAAUUAUAUUAUCAAUGGGGCGUACAAGCCUUCGUCAUACCUGUUUUUUCGGUUUCAAUUUUUUCUUUAUCCAUUUUUAGAUGAUUUAUUUGUAUAAGUGCUGUUAUUUUAAAUUUUGUCUUUCUGAAAUAUAUAGUGCUUCCAGUACCUACUUAUGAACUAGUUUAAAUCAGUUUCGGUGGAUUAAAAAUUAGCGUCAGAGGGUGAAAAAGACAACGCAAAAUCCGGAGACCCAGAGAUAUUUUCGAAAUAGCCAAAAUCAGCCAUUAUUGAUUGAUUCAAAAAGAGUUUCCAGGCGUUCGCCUUCCGUGUCCGCGGAAUGUUCCAGUCCUGUGGCGGCGGCGGUGGCUCCGGCUACAGUAACCCGCCGAUAAUUCGUGCCAAGAAACGGAAACGGGAGCCCCGGCUGCGGAUCUUGUAA
Messenger RNA from Caenorhabditis auriculariae, 2801 nucleotides. The record is from the annotation of a GenBank genome assembly. Lineage: Eukaryota; Metazoa; Nematoda; Chromadorea; Rhabditida; Rhabditidae.